Molecule: messenger RNA, 452 nt
Organism: Brassica napus (rape)
Lineage: Eukaryota; Viridiplantae; Streptophyta; Magnoliopsida; Brassicales; Brassicaceae
Exons: 1
Coding region: 92-355 (87 amino acids)
Source: RefSeq, a predicted model, not a curated record
AGUAUAUAUACGCACAUCUCGAUGCAAAGAAAAAAACAUCACCAUCUUCUGAUCAGUUUUCUUUUGCUACUCGAAAUAGACCCAAAGAAAAAUGUAUUGUCUCCAAGUUGCAGCUUAUCACUUGUUCUUCAACGCAUCACGGUUGUGUUAUCUUCUUGCUCUGCUUAUCUUUGUUUUUCUCAGAUUAUUUGAUAUUUUCCAUGAUAUAUCAGUUGUUAAUCACGUCGGCGACUCCGGAACGGCGGCGUUUCGGGCUAUUACUGAUACAAAAAAGCAAGUUCAUGGAGAGUUGAAUGUAACUUUCUCUGGUGUUUUCUUAGGAUCUCUAAUCCAAGAUAUUGCUACUUAUGUUUAAUGUUUUCUAGCUAAUGUUUUUCCGAGGACAUGUUUUCUCGUUAUGUAUUAUUCAUGCACUUGCAUAUAUGUUUAACGAUGAAUUCCUAGUCUUGAUC